Molecule: messenger RNA, 1720 nt
Organism: Daphnia pulicaria
Lineage: Eukaryota; Metazoa; Arthropoda; Branchiopoda; Diplostraca; Daphniidae
Product: transmembrane protein adipocyte-associated 1 homolog
Exons: 8
Coding region: 316-1449 (377 amino acids)
Biological process (GO): G protein-coupled receptor signaling pathway
Cellular component (GO): plasma membrane
Molecular function (GO): G protein-coupled receptor activity
Source: RefSeq, a predicted model, not a curated record
GAUACAGUCAAUAAUUUACCGUUAGCCUAUGGACGAUGGCAAUUGACAAUCAACACAAAAGAAUCUAUUGUCGUCGUCUGUUUUGCUUCACAGCCAACUUGGAGCCCAUUCGCCCCCACCGCCCACCUUACAGGCCUGCAAGCUGUAAACACACCGAGAUCUGUCACACGAGACUGGGUCUCUGUUGUAGUAGUCGAAUCUCCAAUGGUCGUUACCAGUUACCACGGUCUUUACUGUUGACUUUUUACCCAAAAUCACGAUAUUUUGUUUCGUGCCAAAAGUUGUAAUUGAUCCUUUGAUCCUAGUUAAUCAAGGAUGAACACAGAGUUUCCCUUAGAAUCUCCGGAAAACACAACAAUUCAACCAGUUCAGCCUAGUGAUGAAGAUUUUUUUUGCAAGUGGAUUCUUUAUUAUGAAGUGGGAUAUUCACGAGUCAGGAUUUGGGAUUUGGCCAUUUUCAUCCCCAACUUUAUUUUCUUCUUGUUUAUGCUUGUGCGAUUCAACAGAGCUAGACUGAAAUUAAGAGCUACAUCAAGCCCUAUUUUCGCUACAUUCUUUAGUUUGGUGGUUCUUAAUGUUCUCAUAAGUCUGAUUCGUUGCAUAGUCUCAAUGACUGUGAACGCCUCUUUAGCUGCAGGAGACUAUGCAGACAAGGUGUUGUGGAUAGUCGUGCGGUUUUUCCUUCUCUCUACAGAAAUGAGUGUGGUGAUUUUUGGACUUGCUUUUGGUCAUCUUGAAAGUAAAACAAGUAUAAGAAGAGUCCUGUUGGCAACCUCGUGUAUUUCUCUAGCAUUCUCAGUUAGUCAAGGAGCUCUAGAAUUUGUUUCUCCAGAUGAAUCAUUUCAUGUGCAUACCAAGGAUUAUGAUCUGUUUGGCCAUGGUGGAAUGAUGUUUUGGUUUGUUUCAUCCAUUGUUUUUGCAUCAGUUUAUGCAAUCAUCACACUUCUCCCCUGGUCAAGAUUAAGAGAAAGACUAGCUUUGCCAACUAAAAAGAAUUUCUAUUACUACGUUGCAAUCCUAUCUGGACUUAACGGAAUCCAAUGUGUGGGCAGUGGACUACUUCUCUAUCGUGUUACGGAAUGUGGGCUGUGCAUAGUCGACGUCACCACUCUUCUUUAUUACACUCUGCUGACACCUUUUGUCUAUUACACUUUUUUGUCAGAUUUUUUCAGUGUCGCCCAGCCGGUACUUUUAUUUUCGUACAAAUCCCAAAUUGACGAUUCUGGAGAGGAGGAGAGCGUGUCUCUACCUCACCAACAUUCGUUCUCGUCCCUCAAAGCGGAUUCUGAUUACAUCUAUCAGGCAAACGGCUUCUAUGACAGUACUCAGCUAGAUAUUAGCUCAACUCCAAUUCAUCCGUUGUACGCAGUCUCGCUCCGAAGUCCCGACAGUGUUACAGGCUAUAGUAUCUCUAGUGUGAAUGCUGACCAUUCCGUCACUUUCCAGUAAAGAAAGAUCUGUUAAAAUUGCACUCGAAAUUUUCAAAUUCUCUGAGCCCUGCUUCAUGUUUUUCGCAAUUUUUUAAAUGUCGACUUGUAUAUUUUAAGAAAUCUUUAAAUUGUUUAAAAAGCUAAUAUGAUGACACAAAGAGCUCAACCAUAUAUUCCUAGUCAUAGAGAUCGCAGAUAUACUUAUUUGUAUAUUUAUAUAACCCUUUUCUUAUAAUUAAUUGAUGUAAUCGAGCUAUUUCUUUGAAGGUAAUAUAUUGUGUUAUAGAGCA